AUGGGCCGGUCAAGGGCCAAGGACGGGGGCGCCAAGUCGUUCCCGUCGCCGGCGUCGUCCUCCUCCGCGUCGUCCUCGGAGUUCGAGUUCACGGUGACGCUGUCGCCGGCCUCGAAGCAGCGGUCGGCGGCGCAGCUGUGCCCCGCGGACGACCUCUUCUACAAGGGCCAGCUCCUGCCGCUGCACCUGUCGCCGCGCAUCUCCAUGGUGCGCACGCUGCUGCUGUCUUCGGCGUCCACCUCCUCCGCCUCCGCCUCCGACUCCACCUCCACCUCGCGCGACUCCAACGGCAGCACCUCCUCCACCUUCUCCGCCGACUGCGAGGCCCUCCUGCUCCCGGACUCCGCGCCCUGCUCCUCCCGCCCCAGCUCCGCCACCGACGACGACCGCCACCUCAACCUGCUCCGGGGAACCGCCUCGUUCGCCGGGCUCCCACCAGCAAAGCGCGCCGGGAACAGGUACCUCUCGUCCUUCGCCACCCGCUUCUCCUCCGUCUUCCUCCACCGCGGCGGCGCGCCGGCUGCCGACAAGAAGCCGUCCGGCGGCAACAAGUCGCUUGCCAAGGAGGUGAUCAAGAAGUACGCCAAGAAGGUGAAGCCACUGUACGAGAAGCUGUCCCAGAUGCCCAAGAGCCAGAGCAACCAGCCUCAGCCGCAGCCUCCGGCGCAACAGCAGCAGCAGGGUUUCAAGAAGCCGUUCAGUUUCUCGAUCCGGAAGAAGCGGGGCGACGACGACCAGGCUGCCGCAUCCCCCGCGGUGGCGGCGGCGGAGGCGAGCGCCGGCAAGUACGCGCACUCCAACUCGUUCUCCGGGAACCUCCGGUUCCCGCGGCAGAAGCGGUGCGCGGCGAGCUGCCCCUCGUCCAUGCGGUCCUCGCCGAACCACUCCGGUCUGCUCUCCUUCGGCGGCGCGGGCGGCGUCGGCUUCCCCGACGUGCCUGCCGCGGCAGCGGCCGCCAUGUCGGGCAGCAUUGGCGUCGGUCACGUGUCGUUGUCGAAGUCGCAUUCCUCGUCGAUGGAGGAGCUGCAGAGCGCCAUCGAGGGCGCCAUCGCGCACUGCAAGAACACAAUGGGCGGCGUCGUCUACAUGUGCCCGCGCAAGGGGGCGUCCUCGUCGUCGGCCGCCGGCGAGAUCUGCGCGUUCUGAGCGCAAGUGCACUAGGAUUCGGGCGCAGAGCUAAGUAAAAGACUCUGUUUAAUCGGCAGUAGUAGUAUCCGUUAAUCUACCGUGUUUUGUUUUGUGUCCUUUUUGGUAAGACAUAUGAUAAUGUUGGUAAAUAAGGGUAGUUCGAAGGGGUUAAAUGAUAUUUCUAGCCUUUUAGGGCCUUCCUUUCCCGGAGUUUGAGAUUUGCAUCGGUGUCCUCCAAGUUCAGUCUCAAAAUGAUUAGUUAGAAGAAUUAAAAGUUGCAAGAAAUGUGUUAGUAAGAUGACGUGGCUAUUAUUAGGCUAUAUAAGCUCGAGUUGUGCAUUUCGCCACUUCAUUGCAAAAUAUCAUCUCUUAGAAGGUUCACAUAAUCACAUGCACGUCAACUUUGGAUAGACUAUUUUGCUUGCACAUGAGUUCUCCAACCAUAAUUUGCAAAUUAAAAUCCAUUGAAAGCAGAUGUUUGAGAAGUUUGGAAUAUGAACCUGCCCAUUUAAAUUUCUAGAUGGAGGUGCCGAUGCAAAUCAACUUCAUUCUCUGGAGAAAGGACGCGUAAAGCUCCUUAAUUAGUUAACUAGACAAGGAUUCCCUUCCAAAAAGGUUAGGACUGGGAUUUUGGGACUAUGAUGUGGCAGUCUGAGCUUAU
Lolium rigidum is the source of this 1789-nucleotide messenger RNA. Its product is annotated as probable membrane-associated kinase regulator 1. Gene Ontology annotation, molecular function: kinase inhibitor activity. Gene Ontology annotation, cellular component: plasma membrane. NCBI's taxonomy places the organism in Eukaryota, Viridiplantae, Streptophyta, Magnoliopsida, Poales, Poaceae. Bases 1 to 1146 code for a protein of 381 amino acids. The record is from RefSeq and is a predicted model, not a curated record. The transcript has a single exon.